CGGGGUGUCGCUGGGUCUUACUCGUGGACGAGUCUCAGGCGCAAAGUGCGAGAUGCAAGCGGGGAAGGUCUGUGCCACGCAUCCGGGAGAGGGACGCUAGUUAGGAACACGAAGAAGGCCUGGGGGGGCGGGGUCAAAGGCUUCCUUCCACUGCCCAGCAGCUUUGUGAGAGGGGACAUUCCCUGAGGAGGCCAAGGGUAACAACAGAACCAUGACUGAGUCUACCAAGCCUAUCCUCUAUUCCUAUUUCCGGAGCUCCUGCUCAUGGAGAGUGCGAAUUGCUCUGGCCUUGAAAGGCAUCGACUACGAAACGAUGCCCAUCAACCUCGUAAAGGACGGGGGCCAACAAUUCUCCAAGGAAUUCCAGGCAUUGAAUCCCAUGAAGCAGGUGCCAGCCCUGAAGAUUGAUGGGAUUACCAUCGGCCAGUCACUGGCCAUCAUUGAGUAUCUGGAAGAGACUCGUCCCACGCCACGACUUCUGCCUCAGGACCCAAAGAAGAGGGCCAGUGUGCGAAUGAUCUCUGACCUCAUCGCUGGUGGCAUCCAGCCCCUGCAGAAUCUGUCUGUCCUGAAGCAAGUGGGACAGGAGAACCAGCUGACCUGGGCCCAGAACACCAUCACUUCGGGCUUCAAGGCUCUGGAGCAGAUCCUACAGAGCACGUCGGGCAAGUACUGUGUAGGAGACGAGGUGUCCAUGGCUGAUCUGUGUUUAGUGCCUCAAGUGGCGAAUGCUGAAAGGUUCAAGGUGGAUCUCACCCCCUACCCUACCAUCAGCCGCAUCAACAAGACGCUCCUGGCCUUGGAGGCCUUCCAAGUAUCUCACCCCUGCCGGCAGCCAGAUACACCUGCUGAACUGAGGGCCUAGCUCCUAAACCCUGCCCUGUUGGCACAGAGGCAGGAGAGGAACACAGAAGCAGAAGCUGGGUAGGCUGACAGGCUGAAAAUGAACACGUCAUGACUGGGGAGGCAGGACACUUGAAGUCUAGCCCCUGAAUUUGAACUCUAGCCCUAGACUGCCUUCUUGCUGAACCUCAUCUGCUUCAGUCCCCUCAUCAAAUGCAUGUGGGAUGGGAGUUGGGAGAUGUCAGGAGCAGGGUAGGCAGAAACAUUAUCUGCUCUCUGUGUCAUGAGGUGUCAGCAAGAGGAAUGUGGAUUAAAGUGCCUGGCAACUA
This is a messenger RNA of Nycticebus coucang (slow loris), 1172 nucleotides long. RefSeq names its product glutathione S-transferase zeta 1 (gene GSTZ1). Gene Ontology annotation, cellular component: mitochondrion; cytoplasm. Bases 212 to 865 code for a protein of 217 amino acids. NCBI's taxonomy places the organism in Eukaryota, Metazoa, Chordata, Mammalia, Primates, Lorisidae. Gene Ontology annotation, biological process: glutathione metabolic process; L-phenylalanine catabolic process. The record is from RefSeq and is a predicted model, not a curated record. Gene Ontology annotation, molecular function: glutathione transferase activity; maleylacetoacetate isomerase activity. The transcript is spliced from 10 exons.